This is a messenger RNA of Sphenostylis stenocarpa, 156 nucleotides long. The record is from the annotation of a GenBank genome assembly. Lineage: Eukaryota; Viridiplantae; Streptophyta; Magnoliopsida; Fabales; Fabaceae.
AUGCCCCUAUGUAACUUACCGAACCUUUGGAGCUUCAAGGGAGCAUGUCUAGACUUAGAAAACGAACUUCCGUUGAACAUUAACUUGAACGGAGAAGCUUACAACACAGAAACACAAAAUGAGAUCGAUCGAAAAAACAAGAAACUUAAAGCUUAG